Messenger RNA from Temnothorax curvispinosus, 6584 nucleotides. Its product is annotated as endoplasmic reticulum metallopeptidase 1-like. The record is from RefSeq and is a predicted model, not a curated record. Lineage: Eukaryota; Metazoa; Arthropoda; Insecta; Hymenoptera; Formicidae. Bases 692 to 3346 code for a protein of 884 amino acids. Gene Ontology annotation, molecular function: metalloexopeptidase activity. Gene Ontology annotation, biological process: proteolysis. The transcript is spliced from 14 exons.
CGCGAUGAGAAAUUGAUUGAUCGAUCGUGUCGAAUCGAACUUGACGGCGCGAAUUAAGGAGACGAUCGAGGGAGGAAAGGAGAAAGAGAGACGGAAACUUAAGAUGGCAUAAAACACGAAAGGGAUCGACUGAAACUGGAACAAUUAAAAUUUUAUUCAUUUUUCCGGGGUUUCCGCCGCGGUCUCCGAGGUAGAAAGAAAAAAAAAAGAAGAUAUCGCAAUGUUGAGGUUUCACACCUAGGCCGACCGAGCCACUUAAGAAUAGCAAUCAAUAAAACGACGAAGGAGGGAGAGGAGGACAGAAGGAAUCGAGUGCCUGGUGCCAACGGAGGGAAGAAAGAGAAAUCGAGGUAGAUGAGGACAGAGAGAGAAAGAGAGGGGAUGCUGCUAUAUAUAUAUACACGCGCGUACGACGCGCCACGUCGCUCCAGUUUCUGCCGCGCGAACGCGAGGAUCACGAUCGGCCGGCCUGGGUCUGGCUGCUGGCCUAGUGUGCUGUGUGUGCGGUCAGCGGUAUAUGCCCCGAUGCGGUGCGACGCGCGCUGAAACGUUUCCCUGAUGCGGCGAGCGAGACCGCGACCGAGCAACGCAACGCCGGUGGUGUCCCCGUUGACGCGACAGCCCGCUCGCGGACUCCGGCGGUUAUAAAGUGCCUUUUUUUCUGUCAUUAGCAGGCCUUCGCAUCGGUAAAAUGUUUCAGAAAGACGGAGUGAGACUGAGACAGCACACGAAGAGAACGUCGUCGGCCGAGUUACCUUACGAGAACAGAAUCGCCUCGAGGAAGCAAGAUGUACUGCCAAACGAUACUCAGCAUCUCCUCUUCGUUCUCACGUAUUUCCUCUUCGUGUCCUUCGCCAUAAUCGUCCUGGAGAGGAAUCUGCCCGACCCGGUUACCAUCGACACGGAGGGACUGCACCCGGGGAGAUUCGUCGCCGAGCGAGCCCGCAAUCACGUGGUGAAUCUCACGUCGAUUGGGCCCCGCAUCGCCGGCAGCUACGAGAACGAGGUCCUAGCUGUUAGAUUUCUAACGACAACGAUCGACAAUGCGAUGAGAACGGCGCACGAGAAUCAUAAGAUCCUUCUUAACAUUACAAAGCACAGCGGCGCGUUUCCGCUUAAGUUUCUCGACGGCAUGACCAAUGUCUACAGAAAUGUACAGAACGUCAUUGUCAAAGUCGGACCUCGCCGGCCUACAAUGCACAGCUUGCUGCUUAAUUGUCAUUUCGAUUCGUUUUUAGAAAGUCCAGGCGGUUCUGACGAUGGCGCCGGUUGCGCUGUAAUGCUAGAGAUUUUACGGAUAAUAACUCAAAGCCCGAAAAUAUUGAAGCACAGCAUUGUAUUCUUGUUCAAUGGGGCGGAGGAAAACAUAUUGCAGGCGUCCCAUGGCUUCAUAACGCAGCACCCUUGGGCAAAGGACGUGCGAACGUUCAUAAAUCUAGAGGCAUGCGGUGCCGGUGGACGUGAAUUAUUGUUCCAAGCUGGACCUCACAAUCCUUGGAUUCUCGAGGUAUACGCCAAAUCUGUACCGUAUCCUUAUGCAUCAUCGUUGGCUCAAGAAAUAUUUGAGAGCGGUAUCGUCCCUGGUGACACGGAUUUUCGAAUAUUUAGAGACUUCGGAAACAUUUCUGGCCUGGACUUUGCUUGGUCGAAAAACGGUUACGUGUACCACACUAAGUUUGAUAACGUCGAUCAGAUACCGCUGGGAGCUUUGCAAAGAACCGGCGAUAAUAUUCUCGCUUUGACACAAGGAAUAGUAUUUGGAGACGACUUAUCGGACCCGGAUGCGCAAGAGACACGUGGUAGUCUCGUGUUCUUCGACUUCUUAGGCGCAUUUGUUAUUAGAUGGCCACAGUACAUUGCCAGUACAGUUAAUAUCGCCAGUAUAAUUAUAGCUGGGUACUCUAUCCAUUUGAAUAUGCAGAGUGCACGUAGAAAUAUUAAGAAAUGGAUGUACAUGAGACAUGUGCUGAUUUGCAUCGGGGUGAUUAUGGUCUCGUGGUUGGCAUCUAUGUUUGCUUGCACGUUAAUCGCCCUGGUUCUGACCAAGCUGGGAAAGGUGAUGAGUUGGUACGCGAGACCGGCGUGGCUAUUUUUCUUGUAUGUUUGCCCAACCAUUUUUGUGUCGAUGAUCGUGGUCCUGCAAGUUGGAUCGAGGCAGAAAAAGGAAAUUGGGUCUGCAUGGAUUUUGUAUCAUAUGUACUGCGACGCGUAUUCCUUGAUAUGGAUGUCGAUUCUCUUCGUGUGCGUGUUAUUUGGAUUACGCUCGGGCUUCAUACCGCUACACUGGGUCUUAUUCCCGGCAGUUGGAAAUAUCGUGCGACACAGUUUCUUCAGCAAAUUGAGAGACUGGAAAUGGCUUUGUUACCAAUUGGGAUCGUUGAGUUUGUCUUAUAUACAGUCGUUUUAUUUAGCGCUCGGUGCUCUCUAUCUCUUCAUCCCAAUAAUGGGACGAUCCGGUGGCAGUAUUAAUUCCGAAGUUGUAAUAGCUAACAUGCUGUCGAUAUUAUUCUGCCAGCUAAUUUGCUUCACGUUGCCAAUAGUGCUUGUAAUAAAGAACGCAGAACGAAUUAUAAGUGUGAUUGUUGGAAUUUUCUUAAUCGCUAUUGCUGUGUUAAUUCUAACACCACUUGGAUUUCCUUACAGUGGUGAUCCGUUGUCGCCUGCUCCACAACGAUUUAUGAUCGCGCAUAGUCAACGCCAGUAUUACAAUGCAGAUGGUAGUGAUAGGUAUUCCGGUACGGGAUACUGGUUAGUGGAUUUAGAUAUGAAUAGUCCUCAGACAUUAGAAUCAGUAGUACCUGAAGUAGCUGCCGCGACGCCAACAGUCAGGGAUUGCGAGAAGGAAUUAUACUGUGGUUUCCCAUAUUUAUUGCCGGUCACAACUUUCUUGUGGAAAACUACCUGGAUACCCGGUCCCGCUCCGCUCAUAAAUAUUCCGACAAAUCUCGAGGUAAUUUCGAAGAGUGCGAAACAGCACAUCGUUAAUUACACCUUUAACGUUACAGGUCCCGACCACAUAGGUAUAAUUUUAUCUCCGUACAAAGGUGUACAUUUAGAAAAAUGGUCUGUACUCGAUGAGAAACCAUUGCAAGGUCCAAUGUGGAACGACAGAGAGACUUAUUUUAUUUAUUACGCAUGUGCCUCAGAUUGCGUGCCAUAUACAUUUUCUAUAGAACUGAAUGUGUCUGCGGUGCAAAAAGGACCAUGCUUGUCUAUCGCAUUGGCCGGACACUUCCUACAUGGCGAACACCAAAGAUCUCUGAGAUUUAAGAAAUUUUUAGCACAGUUCCCGUCGUGGACUGUCGUCGCUCCCUGGACAGCGUCGUAUAAGUUAUGGGAGUUGUAACGAGGACAGCAGGACAAUUGAAUGCGGUAAACGUGACUAGAACAUAAAGCAAUAUUGUCCGGGUCGUCUCUCGCGAAUUAACGAAGCAGCCUAAUAAAACGGUACUAUGCUUUUCGAGUACGAAACCUAAUGCCAUGGCGAUGUAAUAUCGCUUGAAUACUUAGACUUGGCCUUCAACACUUCCUAGAAUAUUACGAUUUGAGAAGAGGUAUCGAAAAAUGUUUAAAUGCGUUGGAGAAUGGAACGAAGAAAGACGUUCUCAUUCUGAAUUUAUAUAUGAAUUUUUUACUUGCAUAUUAUCGUUAAUAGAGACCACGAGUCGAACUAGCCUAAGACGUUGAUUCAGAUUUAAAUCAUAAAGAGAUAUCUUAAAAUCAUAUAUAUAUAGAGAGAGAGAGAUAAUAUAAAAUAUAUUUGCCUGGGCGCUUUCAAAGGUGAUAACUACGAUUAUUUUUCGUAGGAGCGUACGAUAAUAUUGCAUAUCAUAAGCUUUAGACUGAUUCCAUGCAUUGUCUUUCGAUUUUAUACGUUUCACGAGGAAUAGAUACCCAUAAAAGGGGACGUAUAUCAUUAAAAUUUAAAACUCGAAUUAUAUGACAAACUGUGAUUGCAUUACGUACGCUCUCUUAGUACGCUUCAAAUUUACUGGUCAAAAUAUCAGUAGUAGUUCAAAUUGCCAUCUCAAACGAGAUGACUAGAUCAAUAAUCGCAUGAUUAGUGUGCGCACAUUAGUGCGUAUUAUUGAACACGUUCUACAAAAAUUGCGCAAGUGCUGUCUAAAACAUUUGUAGACUAUUUCGUGCUUUAAUACCUUGUAGCAUGCAUAAGUGCAAGAGUUUACGAUUCAAUCGUCUAUAUCUGCUGUUCGGUACAAAGUACAGAUUUGUCCACGAACACGUCAAACUUCCUUCAUAAUAGACGGUAUAAAUAGGCAGUAUAAAUGACAGCACGCGCGAAUAUAGUACUUUACAUUUACGUACUUUAGAUAUCGCGACGAACAAAUGUUGCUCGAAGUACAAGAUAAUCAAAUACGCAUUUUAAAGAAAUUUUAUAUUUCGAGUACUAUAUAAAUAGGACAAAGGGAACGAAUUUCAAAUAUACACAUAUAAAUACGCACAUACGUAUGCAGGAUAUGCUUAAUAUGUUUAAUUCCAUUUCUUAAGUUUGAGUAUUUUGUUUUGCAAUCAAUUUGAGUAGUAUUGAUAAAUAUCAGCAGGAGAGCUCGAUAUUUGUAUUCCUCGUAAUCACAAUCUACGAACCAUUCCUCUUUUCCCUAGUUUUAAGAAAAAAAAAUUUAUUUUUAAUAGCAUAUCAAAGAAGUUGGAGACUUGACAUAGAUUUCUGGUAUGAGUUAAUUUUUAGUAGUUCAUAUUCACGCGCCCAUAUCUCUUUUUUACCAUCUCUUUACUAUCUCUUUACUCUAAUGAAGGUAUCAAGUCUGUCUUUAAAUCCUUAAUUUUUCAAUUUCCUCUCACUCACUAAAAAUAUUUUUUUUCUUUCGUUAAAAAUAUUUUUGACAAAUUACAUGUCUGUUAAUGCACACUAUCUAUUUCACGAUAACGCACAAUUCACUAACGAUACUUUACUAAAACUUUACUAUAAAGGCAUCUAUCGCACAUGACAAUUAAGAAUUAAUUAUUAUUCCAAUUCUUCUGACACAUAAUCUUAAGACAGUUCCUCUUCUCUAUCUCUUUUACAAUUCGCAACUUUUAAUAUCAACUUUUUUCCAACAACCGAGCACCUUCGUCAUUUAGUGAACACAAAAAGUUAUCUUAAACUAAAGUUCAUUAGCCGAACGUACAGUUUCGAUUUAAUAAUUAGAAAUAAUAGAGAAUACCGCUUACGUAAUGAAGUUUUUUUUCCACGAGUCCCAUAGACAUAUCGCGGAUAGCCUAAUAUACGCCUACGCCGUAAGUUACUUCACGUAACUUAACAAACUUAACGAAUUGUUCACUUUACGAUGCUUGACAAAAUAGUAUAUUAAUAUAGUUAUAUUGUGAGACUUCAGCGAAAUUUUUCGCUGGUAGGAAGUUAUAUUAGUGAUAAAUAGUACAACGUGAUUUAUUAAAUAAAAAAAUAAUAGUUUUAUAUAAUAUAUUAUUAAAUAUAUUAUAGUAGCGAAAAGCGAGAGGCAGUAGCAAAAUAUGUGAUUUUAACAAAGAUUAAACAUUUUUAAUAUAAAGGAUAUUGGACAAACGUUUACGUAAUAUAUUUUUGUAUCGCGGUUCAAGUUGUUUUUCUUAUUAUAUGUUUUUAUGUUUUAAUUUAUGUAAUUAAUAACUAAUUAUCCGUAUUAGGCUGUGGCUCAUCUAAUUGUUCGUUAAUUUGCCUGCAGUACAAGCAAAUUGCGUUUAACGUUAAGCCAAUGAUAACGUUAAUUUCUAUUGCACAAAUUUACGAUUGCGAUUCUACUUAAUUCUCGUGAACAAAGUUAUACAAUAAUACUUGACCACUUUUAAUAUCUAUGUCAUUUGUUAUAGGCUCAAAAUGACCGAAUUAUUAAUUCGCUUUGUUUUGUUUUCUUCUUUUAAUACGUCUACGUAUCUUUAUAUCUUUAUAAAGAUAUUUUUAUAUAUUCCGUAAUUUCUUAAGCGAUCGCUAUGGUAAUCAUCAUUACGCUAUUAUCACUAUUAACGCGAGAGAUGUAGCGCGCUUGUUAACAGGGUCUUUAUUUUAUUGUUAGGAGUAAAACGAAGUUUCUCACCUCGUUCCUCGCUCGUCGAAACGAGCGAGGAUCCUAGAUUAACGGACGUGCAAUCGUUCUUCGAAACGCGUUUGGAAAGGCGUUUUUCUUUUUUUGCUUCGUAUCCUGAAUCAUACAGAUAUCCGUACUUCGGUAACUUCGUUUUACGCCGAGUAACCGGCCAAAGGAAAAGGAUCCAUCCAUUGCGUGACAAGUGUACAAUUGUAGUUGCCUAAUAACUUUGUUUCCGUUAUAAUGCGUGCAGGGCGACACACUAGCGAUAAAAUGACCACGAAUGACCCGCGUGUCGCGGGAUUCAAUUCGAGGAAUUUUUAAGCGUUCGAUAAGCGGUGCAGCAUAUUGAUAGUAAUAUAUAUUGUUUUUCGCCCCCCCCCCCCAUCCCACCAAUUUAUUUAUACACAGGCGUAUGUUCCUGCUUGCGUUAUAUUAAAUUGUCAAUAUACAUAUAUUGCGACAUUGUUACUUGGCAGUUGUUGUUACAUGAUUAAGAGACUAUAUGUGAAAGAGGAAAUAAAGAAUUAAAUUGGAGAAUUA